Molecule: messenger RNA, 3875 nt
Organism: Haliotis rubra (blacklip abalone)
Lineage: Eukaryota; Metazoa; Mollusca; Gastropoda; Lepetellida; Haliotidae
Product: leucine-rich repeat protein lrrA-like
Exons: 2
Coding region: 354-2747 (797 amino acids)
Molecular function (GO): protein binding
Source: RefSeq, a predicted model, not a curated record
CUGGCGAAUGUGUUAUGCUUUGUUUACCGGUAAAUGGUUUUACGCGACCAUGUCGAGCUCGGUCCACUAUAGGUAGUGACAAUGUGCUUGUGUAGACCUGUUGCUAGCUCGGCGCUGUACUUAUAACGGUACCUCACAAUAGAACAAUGACGGCGUAUCGAAGGGGGCAGGGAUACACACGGCGCAAGCUAAUAGGUGAUCGCUGAUCAACCGCUAAGAAGAUUGAGGGAUUGAUUUGCAGGAGGAAUUAUGAGAGACGAUCCUUGCGGAUCCUAAGAAGGAAUACAGGGAUUUAAAUCAGUCUUGUUUCAGGUGCCCCAGUUCGACCUCGGUCUGUGCGAGCCAGUACCGCCAUGAGUAAGAGAGGCAAGAAGAAGGAUGAAAAGCCCCCUCCAGCCACCGGCCCGGGGAGCAAGAUCGUCUCCCUGCCCGACCCCCUCAAGAAGAACCACAUCAAACGCCUGGGGGACGGGAAGGCAGUUCACCUCAAAUUCGGCACGUGCAACAUGAAGACGCUACCCAUCGAGAUCUACGACAACGAGGAACUGAGUGCACUGACGCUACGCUUCAACGCUGAGAACAACCGUCUGAAGAGGUUACCCAAAGGCUUGGCCAAUCUGGAGAACGUGGAGUAUAUUGACGUCAAGAACAAUAACCUCACCUCCUUCCCUGGCUCGGUAUCCAGGAUGAAGAAGCUUGUGACGUUAGACAUCACUAAUAACAGUAUUAAAAAGUUGCCUCCUUCUAUACAUAAAUCCACUGGCCUUAGAACUUUAUAUGCUCAAAAUAAUAGACUCAGAGCUUUGCCCAAGAAUCUAGGAAAGUCGCCAUCUUUGACACAUAUAGAUGUUUCGUUUAAUCUGAUCAAAUCGUUCAAGAAGGGUCUGUAUGAAGUGGCUGCGUUUGUGAAACUGGCAGGUAACAGGAUUACGGAAAUGCCCUCUGCUGCUGUUAAAAAGCCAAAUAUCAAGAGUAUGGAUCUUUCCCAUAAUGCAAUCGCAUUUGUGCCGGAAAACAUUGACAAAUUGAGAUGCUUGACCUGGCUUGACCUUUCCCACAAUUCCUUGGAUGAGCUUCCUGUGCAGGUGGGGAUGGUGAAGUAUCUGCACUAUUUCAAUGUUUCGCACAAUUCUAUUAAAGUGCUUCCAGAAGAGAUAUGCAGUCUUGGCUAUGCACUGGACACACUCAACGUUGCUGGUAAUGAAAUUGCUGUUUUGCCAAAUGAUAUCCAUUUACUAAAGAAGCUCCGAGUUUUGGACGUCUCCGACAACCAGAUUGAGUACCUGCCGACAGGGACGAAAGAUCUGCAGUGUAUCGAAAGCCUCAAUGUGUCAGGAAACCGCCUCAACUCCAUGAAAUUCGCGAUUUAUUUGAAACAAUUGGAACAUCUGUAUGUGGCUAGAAAUAAAAUUGAAGUUAUUCCGGAUGAACUUCAAGAGAUGAAGGCUCUUCAGACCCUGGAUGUGUCUGGUAACGGGAUCAGAGAGGUUCCUGAAUCUCUCGGUAAGGUGACAACACUGAAGCAUCUAAACAUUGCCCAGAACAAGAUCUCCAUCCUCCCAGACAGUCUCGGCCAGGAACAAAUCCUCAUCACCCUUGAUAUCUCCUACAACAGGCUGGCAGCUCUGCCCGCUGACCUCCGAAAGGUCCGCAACCUGGAGAAGUUCCACAUGAGCCAUAACGAAAUUGCAGCCAUCCCCAAGUCAAUUGACUUCUUGUACCAGCUUCAUUCGUUUGAUGUCUCCAGCAACAGCCUGACUGAGUUAAACAUCCCGAAGCCAUGUGCGUACCUCUAUCUGUCUAAUAACCCACUCACCGUCAACCCAACUGACUUACGUUCGCCUCUGGUUGUCAUUGGAGAUAAGGAUCAUCUACGGAACCUGUCGCAUCUGGAGAUUUGUAACCUCCAGCUUGAUGAGAUUCCUCCUGCUGUCUUCAACCUCCGACUCCUUCGCCAUCUGGACAUGUCAAAGAACAACCUGAAGUCUCUCACGGACGGUAUAUCCAAGCUGAAGGCUCUGGAGAGUCUUGUGGUCAGCCACAACGAGCUGACCGAUCUUCCGGACGGACUCACGGUGCUGAAAAAGCUGAAACGGUUGACCGUGUCCAAUAACUCCAUAGCUGACUUCUCCCCGGGACUUCUGAGGCUCUUCUCACUGGAGAACCUUGACAUGUCCUUCAACAAGAUGUGCCUCCUCCCCGAUGACUUCGGUGACCUUAACAAGCUCAUCAGCCUUGACCUUUCCAGCAAUGAACUUUUGACCUUUCCUCGAGAUCGGAUAGACGUCUUAGCGUCUCUAACCACGUUGAAUGUAUCGUUCAACCACAUUGACGAGAUGCCAAUGGGAUUUCCGUAUCUUUAUAGGCUGAAAGUGCUGAGGGCAAAAGGCAACGACAUCAAGUCCCUCCCUGGAGAGUUUGACAGGUUGAAAGCAUUGGAGGUUCUGGAUUUCUCUGACAAUGUAUUGGAAGUCCUUCCAGAGAGCAUAUGCAAACUACCUGCAGUCCGAGAGGUGGAUGUUUCGGACAACAAGAUCGUCCUUGGAUUCCCGAAGGCUUGGGAGAACCUUCGGGGCAGAGCCUCAAUCACCUACUCGGACCAGUCGUCAAGCAAGACGAGGGAAGACCGAGACAGACCGAAGAAGCCCGAACCAGAGAAGAGUCCAAAGGGUAAACGGAAGGGGAAGGGGAGUCCCCAGGGGGGCAGGAGGGGUAAAGGUGCUAAGUCCGCGCCCCCUGGCAACUGAACGCACCUCACUGACCAGUAUCACCUGUCGGAGCUUUAUACCAUUCGGAAACAAAUGAAAUAUCCUUCUGUAUACAAAACAAUCACGCAACUCAAUUACCCAUCUUGGUGUUUGAAAUGUAAUAAAGCCUCGUCCAUAGGUAUCGACGGUGAUACUGUAGGUUCAGAUGGCUGGAUUAACGAAACGAUGAAAGUCUCACAUCUAUCUUGGUGUUGGAAAUAUCAGAAGCCUCGUUUGUCGUGUCAGGGACAUAAGAAUGGAUUAACGAAGCCGGAACUAGGGAGUUCACAAAAUGUCAUUUCCGCCUAUCAGAUGUUACAGGGCACAUUUCAAAGUUUAACAGUUCACUUGUAUAGAUAAUUGGAAUAGCUCUUAUGCAACUUCACGAAUGGCGUGUGAGAACGAGGCAGUACCAGCAACCUUGUCCUUCGUUUUCAAGACCGCCUUUACGAAUCUGUUUCAUGUAUUUCAAUUAAUGGACAGUAUUGACGAAGAGAAAUAUAUAUUCAAGUCUGUGAUAAAACCACAACAGAUGCCAAGUUAUUAGAUAGGACAAUUGUAUCCGUGUGAUAUCUGGAUUGUAUCCGUGUGAUAUCUGGAAAUUAUUACUCAAUUAGUGCUCAAUGUCUGAACGAUCAACACGUGUCACAACCAUUGUUAUAUGAUGACAAUGUAUUGCACCUUUGUACAUUGUUGGUAUUUUUUAUGUUCUUACAUCCAUGUGAUAUUCAUUGGAUUAUAUAACUAUGGAGGUAUAUUUAUACACAUUUAUAGCAUUGCAUGUCCGGGGAACCGUGGUUGAUUUGAACCACUCACUAAAUGAGCCAUUUGUUGGUAAGGUUUCAUACUUAGAUCAUUGGAGUUUCUUAACAUUGACGUAUGUUGGUGAUGAUUCCCUGCAAAAUAUAUUAUUCAUGUUUAUUUUGGUUGACAGCGCUGUUCCGUCCUCAACAUUCCCGUGUCAUAUUCUCAUUAAUAAUAUAAAUCAUUUUUGGUAUAUAACUGAUCGAGGAGAAUGUCCUUUAUGGAUGAAUCAUACACAACCAUAUCAUAUUAGCAUAAAACACAUUCUCUGCUUCAGACAAUACAUGUCACGCAUCAAUGAAUUAUAGUGACAUCAGAUGACCA